Molecule: messenger RNA, 2738 nt
Organism: Eupeodes corollae
Lineage: Eukaryota; Metazoa; Arthropoda; Insecta; Diptera; Syrphidae
Product: zinc finger protein 701-like
Exons: 1
Coding region: 367-2433 (688 amino acids)
Biological process (GO): regulation of transcription by RNA polymerase II
Cellular component (GO): nucleus
Molecular function (GO): DNA-binding transcription factor activity, RNA polymerase II-specific; RNA polymerase II transcription regulatory region sequence-specific DNA binding
Source: RefSeq, a predicted model, not a curated record
GUCGCGUCGUAGUACGCAGCUAAAGUAAAGCGUCUGUCUCGACUUUGGUGAGACGAGUGGGAUUCUGAAAUCUCAAUUUUCGCAGAGUGUUUCUGUUUCCUUUGUUGGUUUGGUUGGUUUUGUGCGCACGCAGUUUUCUCAUUUCUCCCGAGUUCAGUAUUUCAGUUGUCUUUUGCAUUUAUUUUCGUUUUGUGUGUCUAUUUUCUGUUUGCUUGUUCGUUGAUUAAACUAAAGUAAAGGGGAGCACCCUUGAGCCUUGAUGGGGCAACAUUAACAUUAAUACAAAAGUUAGAACCUUUAUUUGAAUUCGUUCCCAAUAAAAAGCAAUUGAGUCAAACAUAAACAAAAACACUCGGAGCUCGGACAAUGAUAGUAAACACUGCUUUGGAGCAUGUGCCUAUCAAACUAGAGAACUUCAAUGACGACCACGAAGACCAUGGGUAUCCCAAUUCCAAAGAUUGUUCAUCUGUUUGGAGGACGGCGGCGUCAUCCUCAUCAAAAUUCACACAAGAUGAAGAAGCUGCUGAAUCUUCCUUGGUCUUAGCUUCAGCUUCCUGCUCUGACUCUAGCUCUGCCGCUAUCGUCAUCGACAACAGAACGAAAACGGCAGAAAAUCUGGAACUACUCGAGGAUGUUAUCGAGAGCUGUGGCAGUGUGUUCAUCUACAGUCGGCGCAAAUUGUUCCUGAUUUGUGGCUUCUGUGACAGUAAGUAUGCGAAUAUGUUACAGUUUGCCAAACAUCUAAAUGACUGCCACAAGAUUUUCUAUGAGAAUUGUGUGGAGAUGCAAAAUCAAAAUCAGUUUGUUCAUCAGACACACCCGACAGAUGAUAGUGACUCAGAUGCGGCAACGACAGCGUCAUCGUCGUUGUCGGCAUCCUCGGGUCUAAUUGUGAAGGGUGGGUUUCAAAUUCGUUUUCUUGGGGAGAGUGCGACUGCGGAGAAUGAAGAGGAAUCCUUACCAACCCCAACGGAUGUGUUGUUGCGACAUGUACCCAUAAAAGUUGAGGACGAGCAAGUUCUGGAAGACGAUGAGAACGCUAUGCAUGAUUUUGAAAACAACAUUGAGAGUUGUGGCAACAUAUUUAUCAUGAAUCGCAAGAAGCUAUUCCUGAUUUGUGGCUUCUGUGAGGGCAGGUAUGGCAAUAUGGAGCUCUUUGCUGCACAUUUGCAUGAGUGUCAUAAGGUGUUCGAGGAAGACGACGAUGGUAAUCAGCAGAGUAUGAUGGUUGCUCCACAGCCUCUGCAAGAAAUCAAAGAAGAACCUCAGGAAGUUCUUGUUGCUGUGAAGCGAAACUCAAACACAAGGGAAAGCCUACUGCCGAUGGUUGCCAUUCCGACUGUUGGCAAUGAAGACAUCAUCCCUACUGCAACAGUUCAUAUGGAGGAAGGAGUUUCCUCCUCCAUAAAGCCCAAGAGAAAAAGAGCACUUUUGGGACCACGGAGUGAACGUGACUCAUCCAAAGACACCGAUGAUUUGUCGGGAGAGAGUUUUUUCUCCGAACAGAUUCCAAGUAGGGAGGAGGAAUACUUUCAGAGGGGCACCAAGGGUACGAACCACUGCUGUCGGCAGUGCCCCAAGCAGUUCAAGAAACUCUCCCGGAUGAUGGACCAUGUCCGGAUACACACAGGAGAGAAGCCCUACAAAUGCCUCCAGUGUGGAAAGUGCUUCCGCAUUAAGCUGCGUUUGAGUGAGCAUCUAAUGCGCCAUCGAGAUAUAAAGGCUUUCAAAUGCGAAAUAUGUGGAUUGCCCUGUGCUACACGGCAGGACUACACGCUCCACAAACGUCAUCACACCGGGGACAAGCGCUACAGUUGCAAGGAGUGCGGUAAGGCGUUUGUCCGCAGCAGCGAUCUCAAGACUCAUCUGCGCAUCCAUUCCGACGAGCGGCCGUUCAAGUGUGAAAUCUGCAACACCACGUUCCGGGCCAAUCAAAAUCUAAUCAUGCACCGGAGGAUGCAUGAGCCUGAUAAACCUUUCAAGUGUGACUUCUGUGACAAGAGAUUCAGGAGGAAGAUCGACAGGAAGGUCCAUCAUAGAACACACACUGGCGAGAAGGCGUACAAAUGUGAGAUCUGCAAUCGAGGUUACUCGGCCAAGGUGCACGUUCGUCAGCAUAUCGAGAAGAGGCACAUGAAAGCAAUGCAACAGCCUCAGGAUGAAAACAAUUGCCAAACCAAAGUGGAGAAGCCUUUGAAGAUGAAUAAGAUGUUUAAGUGUUCCAUCUGCACAAAGGCCUACUCAGCCAAAUACACACUGCUUCAACAUAUCAAAAAAGUUCAUAACCUAGAAGCAGUACCUACACCAACAACAAUACCACAAGUAACAACACCAAUCAAAGAUGAUACCUCACAACAGUCAACAAACAUUACCAAUCUAAGUCCUCCUGAAAUUGCAGCUAAUCCACCUUUGAGUGAAUCACAAACAUUAUAGACGUAGUUUUCUUUUUGGUGUUUUAUUUUAUUUUGACACAACUCGAAAUGUAUACUCGCUUUGUAGACUUUUAAGAACAAACAAAAAUGUAAACAAAACAAUUUCCCUUAGGACUUAAGUUAAUGAUAAUGAUUAAUGGUUAAGAUAAAAGUUAUGACGUUGACGUCCCCUUUAGUCCAAAUAGAUCGGGACAAGGAUGUGCAAAAUGUAACUGAAAAAAGACAUUUUUAUUUUAUUAUAGUAGAUGUAACAUUUGGAUAUUAAAGCUAGAAAACAAAAAAAAAAAAACAAACAAAAAUAAAAUG